This is a messenger RNA of Arachis stenosperma, 1335 nucleotides long. RefSeq lists its product as uncharacterized. NCBI's taxonomy places the organism in Eukaryota, Viridiplantae, Streptophyta, Magnoliopsida, Fabales, Fabaceae. The record is from RefSeq and is a predicted model, not a curated record. The transcript is spliced from 4 exons. Bases 178 to 1215 code for a protein of 345 amino acids.
ACUCUCUUCUUUUCUCUUUUCUCUCUCUAAUCCUCUCUAUCUUCCUCCUCAAUCCAUUCCCAUACCUCACUCCUUUGCCGCUACGCUCAUAAAAAAUCUUUUCUUUUCUAAAACCCCAAUGCAAAUUUUCACUUACGUCCCCAAACCACGAAACUGAAACAGAGAAAGAAGAUAGAGAUGGAACAGAGCAAUGGUGAAAACGGUUCAGGUGGUCGUGUGAGGUCAACGCAGUUGACCGAAGAUGAGAGAGAGGUUUUUGAUAUCCUUGUGAGAUUGCAUGACAUGGUGUUGGAAUUUGAAUCAGAGGUACGAAUACCGUUCCAAUGGGGACGAAAGAAGAAGAGAUCUGCAAUUCAACCUAGCUUUUUCCGCCGUUUCUCCUCUUCUCCGCCGCCGGUGAGUAACGGUGGUGGUGACGGAGGUGUUGUGGCGGCGGCGGUGGUGAAAGGAGAAGCUCCAAGCCCAGCAACUCCUUUGUCCUUAUCGCUAACUGAAUCUGACGAAAAGCCCAAUAACAUAUUAAGAGCCAAAGCCUCUCUCAAAAGGAAGAGAGAACAUUAUCUAAAACUUAUAGAAGAUUUGACUAAGAGCCAAGCUUCGCUGAAUAAGGAGAUAGAAAAUGUGAAGAAUUUCCGUGACCGAUUGAGGGCCUUCAAUUCGAAGUUGAAAGAAAGAAAACUAGAGCUAAAUAAUGGCCCCAAAAGUGAAUGCAAAAAUAGCAGCAUGGAAAUUGUGUGUGAAAUGCAACAAAAAUUGGGCCAUGAUGCACCAAGGAACUCAUCAAAUUCCAUGGGCGAAUAUCAAGAAAACAAUAAGCCUCAUGAAUUGCAUAAUCUACAAGCGCCAAACGCACCACAUCACAUAAGACUGAGGGUCAAUAACCAUUCUGAGGCACCCCAAUUGUGUAGCAGGGAGGGAAUUAAUCAAUUACCAAAAAAAUUGAUGCCAAUGGAAGCACCUUCUUCAUCUUCACCAAAUUCAUCAUUGGCUAUUGUCAACAAUAAUGGUAAUAGUAACAUAGUGCAACCAGUGAUUCCUGAUCUCAACGCCUUUCCUGAAGAUUUCGUUCAGGUGGACUCUUACCAGCCUUUGGAUACGACUGCUGCAAACAAGGAUUUGAGCAGAGUCAUGGCAGCUCAAGCUAGGCAGAUGAGGCUUCAGAAAAACAGGCUCAAGAAUUCUACAGCCACUAAGUCACGAUAUUCUUGUAGAUGAUACUAGUAUGCUUCUUUUCUUCUUUAUUUCUCUCAUCUAAAAUCUUAUUUUCUUUAUAAGUUGAAAGUAAUUUUGGUUCGAAAAUUAUAAUAAUCAGAUAAGCUCAUUUUUGAAUUGCAA